This is a messenger RNA of Labrus mixtus (cuckoo wrasse), 1630 nucleotides long. RefSeq names its product stromal cell-derived factor 2 (gene sdf2). The transcript is spliced from 3 exons. The record is from RefSeq and is a predicted model, not a curated record. NCBI's taxonomy places the organism in Eukaryota, Metazoa, Chordata, Actinopteri, Labriformes, Labridae. The coding region runs from base 27 to 707 and encodes 226 amino acids.
CGGCUGCUCCUUGGGUUUCUCUAGGAAUGGGUCACUUUAACUGUGCUGGUCUUACCUGCUCUCUGUCAGCCUUUAUACUUUUGUUUUCCUGGAUAUUUGGGCUGUCACUCGGUUCGGAACUCAGUUUUGUAACAUGCGGAUCAGUCAUUAAACUAUUAAAUAUUAAGCACAAUGUGAGACUACACUCGCACGACGUACGCUACGGUUCCGGCAGCGGUCAGCAAUCUGUAACCGGAGUGACUGCAGUGGAAGACAGUAACAGCUACUGGAGUAUUCGAGGAACAAGGGACACCUGGUGCCAUCGCGGUACCCCGAUCCAGUGUGGGCAGGAGAUCCGUCUAACUCAUGUUAACACAGGCCGUAACCUUCACAGCCACUUCUUUGCCUCUCCACUGUCCUCUAACCAGGAAGUGAGUGCAUUUGGUGACGAAGGGGAAGGAGACCACCUGGACGAGUGGACAGUUCAGUGCGGGGGAUCCGUAUGGAAGCGGGAGGAGGCUGUCCGUUUCCGUCACAAGGCCACGGACGCAUUACUUUCAGUGACGGGGGAGCAGUACGGACGGCCGAUCCACGGUCAGAGGGAAGUUCAUGCCAUGGCGAGCCCCAGCCAGCACAGCCUGUGGAAGGCCAUGGAGGGCAUCUUUAUGAAGCCCAGUGAGAGCCCUGCAGGCAGCCGAGACUAUACUCACCCUCACACAGAGUUCUGACCUUGACUCCUCCUCUCUGCUUUCUCUCAUUUUCUUUUUCAGUCUCUUUCUGCCUAUCUGCUCCUGAUGUACCUCUGAUUUACACAUGCACUUGCAUUUACAAAUUUCCUCCCCCACUCUUGACUCAUUUUUUCUCUCUCAUUACACCUCGACUGUCAUCUCUUAAGGAGACUGUGCCAACGUCUGUCAUGAAUCAGGGUACAUGUCUUUGAUUUCACAAUCCUUACCAACCUCUAUAGCAUUGAGCGUGUUUUAAGAAACACUACUUGAAUCUUCAAAGAUCCUGCUGCUCUACUCGAUGAGGUAACACUAUCACAAUAGGGUCACAGUUGUUCUUUACAAGUAUGAGACAUUUAACGUAUUGGAAGUGGUUUUGGGUGUGAAGACUAAUCUGUAUUGCAUUUAGUGAGAAUUGGUUCUUCUCUGCUUUAGUUAAUUGUUGAAAAGACAGAAGGCAGGGCACGUCUUUCAACUCAGUACAUCAUCAAGUUAGUCAUUUGUGUUUUGCUGGAUUUAAAGAAAAAAAAAGUGUUGCACUUGUGCCUUUUAUCAUUUUAAAGAAGUAGUAGAUGUUUCAAUAGUGGAACUUUUUGAACUUUUUGAAACACAAGAAUUUCAGUGUAUUUUGAUGGUCUUUGUAAGCUCUACUUAAUGAAUGAGCAGUGUUACUAUGGUUUUUAUUUUAUUUUUCUUCUGAGUCUUAUUCAGUGUUGCAUACAAAUAAUCCCACACUCACUGACGCAUAUUCUACCAAUGUACAUAACUGAACUGGAAACCUUGUGUUAAUGUUUGAUCAGUUUCCUGGUGGUGCUGGGAGAAAGUACAGAGUUUUGCAUACAUUGUGUUACAUCGACUCUGUGUUCCAGGGUUCAUAUCAGCGAACAAACAUGCAAUGAAUACCUCAUUAAAAGAUUUUUUACGCA